ACGUAAUUUCUACACUCACUUUUAUCGGUUGCCGCCUACUACACUAGUACUACCAAGACCAAGAUAUAUAAUAUAACACUAACAAAAUAGCAUUAUGCCAUUGAAAUUAAGAUUCGAGCAACUUUCAAAUACUACCAGGUGAUAGUUUGAUCGCUUGAAUAUCAUUUUUAAUUAUUAAUAAUUUAUGAAACCAAAAAUUAAGCGCUGAACACACGGUACAUGCAACGGCAACUGAAACAGUUUUUCAAUCUUUUGAUUUUGAUUAAAAUUAAAUGUUCAAGUUUAGUUUAAGUUCUUUGUAAUUUGUACAACAAAUUAUGUGUCAACCGAAUUAUGUGUCUAAAUUAGCCUUAAUUACUUAAUGAUUAUUAUUAUUUGUUAAAUUUACAUCACUGGUCAUCACAGUAUAAGUAGGCCGAAAAACUAAAAGCAACAGGUAGGCUCACUAAUGAUGCUAAGCCGCGGCUAAGGGGCCAUCAAUAAAUAAAUAAAUUCAACUAAUUCUGUACCAUUUUUGUCACCCACUCCCAAACCCCUGUCUCUGCAUCAUCAUAAUUACAUUUUUUUUUUCACAUGGACAUCACAGUAUUCACAGUAUCAUUAUGAUUAUGGUUCAUUAAAUUAUCUAUUACUAUUCAUCACAAAUUUGUGUUCCCCCCCUCCCACCCAUCAUGCUUGACGUCAUUUAUGGAUGGCCCUUACCUUAUAUUUAUAUGCCUACAUGACUUAACUGCACAUGAAUGACUAUGAUUAUGAUAAUAUAUUUAUUAGAACAAUGUAGGCUAUAGGGCCUGCACCUGCCAUUUGGCGUUGUUGAUUGUAUAGUUCAAUGAUGAAUGACACCUAUAGCAAGUCAGUAAAAGAUGUUCUCAAGAAAGUUUUUGUUGAAAAUGUUUUAAUGCUUUGUCGCUUAGUUUUUUUUUAGCUAAAGCUGACAAUUUGUACAAUUGUCAUUUGCAUGGUUUAUUUAAUUUAACAGCUUUAGGCUUUAGGGUUCAGGUUAGGUUUUUAGGGAUAGGUUUAGGGUUCAGGUUAGGUUUAGGAAUAAGUUUAGGGCAGGGAUCUCACUUUCUCAAACUCAAAUCAUCCUGGGUCCGCAGGAGGCCACAUCAAGUAUUCUACACAAAAAAUCGAUUACAAAGUUAAUUAAGUACAACUUUUACAAUCUGCUGAACCUUUAUUAAUAGCUAAUAAAAACAUUAGGGGUUCUCAAGAACUACGCUUCACUUCUUCCUCCUACUUAUUUUUGCCAUAGAUCUGGCAGUGCUUCUUCUUAAACAGCUGAGCAACAUUUGGCUUGAGGGAGGAAGCAACUGAGACCCUAAGUAUAGCUUGAAGAUGCUUAUCAGUGAGUUUGGCUCUGAGCUUUGACUUGUUUAAGUUCAUAGUGGAAAAGAGCUUUUCACACAGAUAGGUAGGCCUACUCCCAAAAAAGGCCCAUGAUCCGCUUGAACAACCUGGAAGUCUCAGGGAAGGUAGAGGGAAAUGCUCUCAUAAAUUAUCCAUACUUGUCUGUUUUUCCAUUCACAUCCCUGAACUUAGAAUUGCACUGAAGAUCAAUUAGCUCCAUUUAAAGCGCAAAGGGGUUGGUUGGGGGGGGGGGUUGCAUCUUCAAAAUUGAAGGAGAAAUGGUCAGCAAAAAAGUUGGGAAGUCGCUCUGACUGUUUUUAAGUCUAAAAACAUGUGAUCAAAUUCUUCUUGUAGCUUUGCAAUGGCAUACGUUUACUUACUACUGAAGGGUGUGCCAGAGACCAUGAGUAAUUUGCAUGUUGGGAAAUGGCAGAGGUUUCUCUAAGAAUCAUUUUACAAGUUUUGUGCAGAAUAUUCUGACAUUGUCAAUGACAACACUGACAAGCUACCCCUAGGCUUGUAACUUCUUGUUGAGUACAUUCAGCUCCUGUGUAAUGUCAACAAGAAAAACCAAGUCCAUGAGCCAUUUAAGAUCACUUAGUACAGGAACAAUCACCCCAUCGUUCUCCAUGAAGGCUUUGAAGGCUAAAACAUCUUCAAACAGUCGGCAGGGGCAGGCAAUAUUUAUGAAUUAUUGAUGUGAUGGAAGAUGCUAUUGUAGGGAGAAUGAAUUUUGAUUUUUUAUGGAAGAAAAGGCCUUUUUUACUAACCCUAUUUUAAAAGUGACCAAGCUGACAGGCUCAGAAUUUCCCUCACUCGUAAACACUAGCUGCAAUUUUAAUAGCGAUUCUUUGAUACUGUCUCAGGUUACUAUGAUUAACACAAUUUUGGUUGUGCAUUACCCACUAACUGACUUUUUAAACUUUUCUCAAAACCGCACUUUGGCCAUGUCUGUUUCAUAAAAUGGUAUAAAAUAAAUACUAUUAGUCUAAUUUUUUUAAACGGUUCUUACCAUUAUAAUCAAAAUCCAAAUCUAUACAAACAUAAUAAAAAUCAGAAUUAGACUAGUCGGUGAGAGUCGACUGAAGCAGUAGUGGAAUGUCACAUUAUAGAUAUGAGAAUGGGGAAAAGGCAAGGGCCGCAUUAAAAUUAAACUUUGCUGUCAUGUAGCAGGCUGCAAAAUAUCGUCCUGGGGGCCGCAAAUUGCCCAGGGGCCGCAAGUUUGAGACCCCUGGUUUAGAGUGACCAUUCAGGGGUCAUGGCUACCAAGAUGGCGGCCAUGGCACGGAUUUUAUGAAUUUACCGUUCUCAUAAUAGUUAAAAGUAAAUAUCAUUGGUAUCUUAUUAAAGCAUUACACACUUACUAGUGUAGCAAUACGUUAAUUACAUAAGUAGAGAUAAUAUCUUAGCUGCUUUCAGAAUCAUUUUAAGACCAAUUUAUGUUGCUUUAUAUAUAUUUUAACAUUUUUUCUUCAUACAGAAAAAAAUACUUCAGUCCAGCUUAAGCCCACUUCAUAAUUGCUGUCAAGAUACUCAAGCACUUAUAAUUGUACUUGCUGUUAAGCAAGCAUGCAUAGAAUUAAUUUGCUCUAUAAGUUAGUCUAGGCUUUUAUCAGCUGAGCUAUCAUUGAGUAUAAUAAAGUUAAGAUAACAAGACUGUACCAAGGUCUAGAAAUAUAUUUUGUUGAAGGAGUGACAAAUAUUUUCCAAUUUCAUUUGGAUUCAUAUGUGUAUAAAUACUAGCAAUACUGUCCUGUGUCAUGUUAUUAAAAUACACCACUACACAGCCAUACUUUUAAAGGAAAAGCAUAUAAUUAUUUUGUUAGUCUUGUAAUUACUCUAUGAGAAAGUUUGUGAUCCAGAGACCAUAUAUAAGACUACUAAUGGAUUCCUUGAAGCAAACAGUUUGUGAUAUAAUUAAACAGGAAUCUACUGAACUUAAUGAAAUCAGCAAAACAAUAUGGAAUCUAAAAGAGCUUUCUUUUGAAGAGCGCUUGUCUCAUGACUGCUUAACCAAGUUCUUGGAGGAGAAGGGAUUCCACGUUAAACGUCACUACAAACUGGAGACUGCAUUUAUUGCUUGGUGGGGAAAUUAUGAGGCUGCUGAUUCUCAAGGUAAACAUAAGAAUUUCAAAAUGAUGUGCACUAUAUUUUUAGUAAAGCAAUUUAAUGUUUAAACUUUAAAAUUUUGCUUUGAUAUAAUGGUAAUACAUCUGUUAAAAACAUUCCUAACUGAAUUAAUUGAAUCAAAUUGUAUCGCUGCAGAAUAUUUUAUUUAUAAUAAGUUUUUUUGAUGCAAAAAGCGUAAUCUGUGAGAAUUUUAUUAAAUAUAUUGAAAUAGAACAUAGCUUUGGAAUUAUACAGAAUACAGCUAUAUUACUGCAGGUGGAAUUUCUUAACAGUAUUAACAGUUUGAAUAUGUUGUUGAAAGUAUUUAUUCAAAGUCAAUAAUAAUUAAUUAUAUAAUAUGACAUAAGACUUUAGAAUUUGAUUGACUUCUGCAAUAGUAUUAGUAAGCAUAUUAUAUUAUACAGUGGAUACAUAAAACAACAACAAAUUUUAAGGCCCUCUCAUCAACAUAAAUUUCAACAUCAAUCAUUAAUUAUUUUUUUAAAAUUUAAACAAAAUUGUUAUAUCUGAUGUGAGCUGUUGCUUAUGCUAUUUUAUUGUUAUUAGUUAAAAUUUAGUAGAAACUAAAACUUUUUACUUUUGCCUGGAACACAAUAGUAUUUAAUAGCCAUUAAAAACUAAGACACUUUACAAGUAAUUUUAUUGUAUAAGAUAUUGUAAAUUAUUUUUAUUACUACAGGACGAAAGCCUCAUGUGGCAAUCAUGUGUGAGUAUGAUGCUCUGCCAGAUAUUGGUCAUGCUUGUGGCCAUAACCUAAUUGCUGAAAUUGCAUUGGCAACUGGACUUGCUGUUAAGGGUGCUUUGCAACAAGCUGGAAAAGAAUUGGGGAAGGUAAAAGAUUUGACAGAUUUAUUUAGGACAUGUUUUUUCUGAAACUAAAGCCUGGGUCAGACGUUUUAGAAAACAUGUCAGUAAUUAACUGCAUUAUUAGUUUUUUUUUUUUUUUAAAGUUUUAUUACAAUGGUAUUUCACAAAGGUAUCAAUCAUUGGUACUCCAGCUGAGGAAGGAGGUGGAGGGAAAAUAGAGCUCUUAAAUGCUGGUGUAUUCGAUGAUGUUGAUGUGGCGAUGAUGUCACACCCUACUUCAUUUACAGAUCCAAGGCCAAUUUUUCUUGGUGGUAAAAGGUGAAUAUGUCUGCAACCAUAACAUCAAAAAUGUAUACACCUUUCUACAUAGCAAAACUUUAGCUGAAUGUUGUUAUCUUGUUAAAAGACUAGUUAUAUAAGCUGACAUUAAACAUGAUUGAUAAAUUAAAAAAACAUGAUAUUAAAAACCUGUUCAUUGAAAAAAAAAUUAAUAAAAGUAGUGACAUUUCUAUGUUCAAUAUUCAUAUUGUUAUAGCUCUUACAUUAAUUUUGUCCCCUAUUUAUUUGUUGCCUCUUUUCUCAAAUGCAGAACAUAAUUGACUUUAAAAAAACUACAUCUAUAUCAAUAAUCAUUUUAGUUCAAUUAAGGGUUUUUUUGUUUAGCUCUUUCCCUGACAAUAAUUAUUUACCACAGGCAUAAGCAAAUGAAAGUUACAGAUUUGAACAAAAAUAACAUUAGUGUUGGCCUAAUUAGUUUAAUUUCAUCAAUGCAGGUUUUACGUCAACUACCAUGGUAAGGCCUCUCAUGCGGCAGGGUUUCCCUGGGAUGGAGUCAAUGCCCUAGAUGCAGCUGUGCUUGGCUACAUGAAUGUAGCGGCUCUGAGGCAGCAGCUAAAGCCUACCUGGAGGGUUCAUGGUAAGACAGUUUUGAAAAUGUCAUUCUUUUUUAAACAUUCAGUUUAAAUAUUAUUAAAGAUAUAAAUUGUAUUAAUUAGCUUUUUUGCAAUGCAAGCCUUAAUUACAAAACAUUUUCAACUGGUGGCGUCGACCUAGGCUUAGAUGGAUGGAUGAUGUGGAAAAAGAUCAGUUAGGUCUAAGUGGAAGGAAGUGGUGAGGCAGGCCUAAGCCCUACACGGGCUGUUGCGCCGCAGGGAUGGAUGGGGGUUGGAAUUAAUUAUUAAUCAUUUCUCUCUUACUUUCAGCUAUCAUUACUAAAGGAGGGACUAAAACAAACAUCAUACCUGAUGAGACUCAAAUGAUGCUGCAGGUGAGGGCCCCUAGCGACUCAGAGGUUGAAGAAGUUUACACCAAGGUCAAGACAAGUGUUACAGCCGCAGCUACAGCCACUGGGUGUUCAGUAAGAUGAAUUAAUGGACUUAACCUUGAAUUUUCUUAUUUUACUUUAAAAUAAGUUUAACUGUGGCAAUUAAUACAUCCUUAAAAUGGUUAUACAUUAUUUGCUUGACAAAACUUGAAAGAAAAUAAACCUCAUUAUUAUAUUGAGUGUUCAAAUUAUGGGAAACAAGUGUCCUAUUUUAGGAUUAAUAUGUUCCUGCAGGUGGACAUCACAGAUAUCAUAAAGCCUUAUGAAAGUCUGAUCACCAAUGAAACACUUGCCAAACUUUAUGAAACUAAUGGUGCUCUGAUUGGGGUGGAAUUUCCUCCAGUGGCAUCAAAGCAGGUUGGUGAAACGAUUUUACACAUGAUGAGUCUGUUUAAAUAUUUUAGGAAUAUGAGGUCCAAAAACAAAAUUUAAAAUAAUUUAUCAUUCAGUUGUGUGAAUAUCUAACUGUAUUCCAAAUAACAAUGACAUUCUAACAGCCCAUAUGAUUUCUAUGAUUUGUUUAAAAUGUAUUAUAAUUAUGCAUUGUUGAAACACAAUUGAAGUUAUCUCCAUUUUAUGUAUUUUUAAAAAUAAAACAAAUAAUUAUUGUAAUGUCAAAUUUGACUUAUUUAUUAGGGUUGAAAUAAAAUUAGGAGUUGAUUUAACAAGUCAUAAAAUUCCAAAAUUAGUACAGUGUUGAUGAAACAAUUUUCUCAUUCUUUAGAUUUUCAUUAUCGUUACAUUUCAAAUUUUAAUUUUUUAUGAAUAGUUAGAUUUUUUAUUGUUGUAGAUUCUGGGCUCAACUGAUAUGGGUAAUGUAAGUCACAGAGUUCCAAGUUUGCAUCCAACAUAUAACUGUGGGACUCAAGCAGUUAAUCAUACUAAGGAAUUUGCAUUAGCAUCAGGUGAUUUUAAAAAAGAAAAAAAACGUGUUUAAAUAAAAUCAUUACAAAAAACAAAAAAAAAAAUAUAUUUUUAAAUAUUCAUUUCAAAUUUGUGUUUAAAAUCCUUUUGCUCAUAGUUUUUAAAUUUUUUAUCAGCAUAUUGGUUUUAAAAUAUUUUUGCUGUGUCUUGAAUUAAAUUCUUGAAAAAUUAACUCUUUAUUCAUUUUUCAAAUAAAGUUAGGUGAAACUAUUCAUUUUAUUUGGUAUGAAAACCAUUGAAUUCCAUUAAAUACACUAAGUUAGUAACCUUGUCCACUUGAUGAAUUUUUUCUAUUUCUUUUCUAUAUAUUUUAGCAUCACCAGAUGCACAGCCUUCAACAUUAGCCCAGGCAAAGAUCCUAGCCAUGGUGGCUUUAGAUAUAUUUUUAAACCCAGACUUGUUGUCCAAAAUAAAACAAGAUUUUGAGAAUGACUUACAUAAAGUGUAACUGCAACAUUAUUAAUAUUGUUAGUUUCAUGCAAAAUAUUUGUCUGAUUCAUGUAGGCAGGUUGUUUUUUUACAAUUGCCAAAAAAAAAGAAAAAAAAAAAAAAGUAAAAUAACA
Messenger RNA from Lymnaea stagnalis (great pond snail), 7098 nucleotides. The record is from the annotation of a GenBank genome assembly. NCBI's taxonomy places the organism in Eukaryota, Metazoa, Mollusca, Gastropoda, Lymnaeidae.